AAAAAAAAAAAACACAAAACUCAAGCUGCCUCUAAAGCUGGGUGUGACUUAAAAAUAAAAUUUCAGUUGCUUUUCGACACUUUGAGUAGAAAAAUACGGCUAAAAAUUUGUAAGCGGGUGAAACGUUAAAAACGUUCGUUACCAAAAAGCAAAACAGCAAAACAACAACUACAGAGCGAAUAAAAUAAAUUAAGUGUUAAAAACCAAAAAUAGAAUCAGCAAAAAUAUUUAACAAGAAUUUUAACAAAUUAUACAACAGCAAUUGCAAAAGAAAAUGACCCAAAAUUUUUAUUAUAAAAAAGUGUAAUGAAAUCCAUAAUAAUAUUCAAAAAGAAAAUUAAAAAAAGUUCUAAAAAUUUUCUAAAAAUAAAUUUCUAUUGAAAUUAAACCAACCCAAAAAUUACACAUAUACACAUCACACGGGUUUUUGCCCUUUCUCCGCUUUUGUAUUAGAGAAAAGAAAUUAUUGCUUUUAAUCUCAUCACCCUCGCAUUGUUUGUGUUGUGAUCAUGUCCUCCAGUGAUUCAAGUCAUACCGUUACUCAACAUCCUUUGCAGGAUGUUGAUCUCAGUGUAAGCAAUGAAAAUAUUGCACACAGCAGUGGUAACCCAAAUGCAAUGGAAACAACAACAAAAAAUGUGAAUAAAGAAAAUUGGGUUAAAUUUGAUGACGACGUCAAUGAAGGUAUUUUAGGUACCACCACCACCAAUGCCGCCAAUAACAACAACAACAACACCAAUAGCAGCAGCAACAAUCAUUCCAUUCACAACGAUAACGAGAGUCGCAUGAAUGCAAGUAAUGCUGCCGACGUUGGCAUUGCGCCAACGCCAACAAACAGGUUAACACCAUCACCCAUACCACCACCAAACAAUCCCAAGAGAAUCUCUGCUGGCGCUGCUGCUGCAGCGGGAGCCAUCUCUCGACCACGUACUCCAACACAACAAGCGGAGAGCGGCAGCUCACAACAGCUGCAUGCCAUACAAUUGGAUGCGCCAACACAGCGUCCAACGGUUCCGUUGUCCAUACCGGAUGUGGCUGCCCCGGCUGUUUUAACCACCGAAAGUACGCAUGUCGAUUUGAAUGCGCCCGCUAAGACACCACCAACACACCAGCAAAAUUUACAGCACCAUCAACAUCACCAAAAACCUACUUCAUCAGCACCGGCUAAUAAUUUAACGUCUUCCAAUAAUGUUGCCCCCACCGUCAACAACAACAACAACACUCAUCACAAUCAGCAAGUACCACAUCACAGUAAUCAUGCUAAUAAACAUGGUCCAGUAUCCUCAUCGGCAUCAACAGCCACAUCACCUUCGACAUCUGCAGUGGCCAAUAAUGUGGCAAUACCAGUAGAAUCUCAGCCACCAAUGAGGACAAUCGAAUUAUCCACCGGAAGGAUACGAGAAGGAUUUGCCAAUGGAGAUGUCAUUGUUACCUUAUUACCUGCCAAUACCAAAUUUCCAUGGGUAACACCAGCAAUAUUCAGGCCAGAAUUAGUGCCCGAGGAGCUUAUGGCUCAAGGACUAACAUUAACCGUUGAGGAAUAUGUGCAUGCCAUGGAAACAUUGGUUAACGACUAUCGCUUCACCAUGUAUAAUAUUUGCUAUAAGCGCAUUUUAGUGUGUUGGAUACUAUUCGCUUUUACCGUAUUGUUGACUCUGUUGUUCUCUGGUUUACAAGGUGUGGCACUGUUCUCACUGGGUGUGGGUUGGCUAUUCCUUAAUGCUGCAGCCAUAUUUCUGUGCAUGUGGGUGAAAUUGCGUUUGGCUCGAGGUCUGGAAAAGUGUUUGGCAAGGGUCAACAAACAGCUGAUCAAACAUAAGAUAUUGCUUAUACUCGAUGAUCGUGGACGCAUUUCAUGCCAUAAAGUGAAUUUAUGUUUCCUCUACUUCGAUUCGGGACCAUGUGUGAAUUUUCUGAAUGAGUUUCUGGAACAUACCGAACAGAAUGGUGGUGAGAAUAUAAAGGCAGGAUGGGAAUCAAAGUUGGAUAUUGAUUUGAAUGAUAUUGUCAUACAAGGAUCGACGCCAGUUAGAGUGUCCAGGAAACAGGCUGUGGCCCAAGAGCUUUAUCUCAGCUAUUUGCAACGUUGGGGCAAAGACUUCCUAAGGCGUCGCCUCGAUUGGACGGUCCAAGAGGCCGGUGUACAUGAAACGCCUCGUCACCUGCAAUCAUCCAUCUGUCCCUGUCAAUAUGAGGAAGAAGUCCUGCGCAAUAAAAUCAAAAUUCACCUGCAACGCAAACAAUGCUGUGGCAUUAAUUGCCUAGGCUGUUGGUUGUAGAAGUCAGCACCAAAAAACAAAUAACAAACGAGAAACAUUGAUAAACAAAAAAUCACAAAUCACAAAUCAAAUGCCAAAAUAUGCAAAAUCGCACGGAAACGUUAUAACCUAAACCCCAUCAACACAAGGGGGCCAAUAAAUAAGUUUAAACACACA
Molecule: messenger RNA, 2435 nt
Organism: Stomoxys calcitrans (stable fly)
Lineage: Eukaryota; Metazoa; Arthropoda; Insecta; Diptera; Muscidae
Product: rhoGEF domain-containing protein gxcI
Exons: 5
Coding region: 510-2279 (589 amino acids)
Source: RefSeq, a predicted model, not a curated record